This is a messenger RNA of Leptonychotes weddellii (Weddell seal), 1317 nucleotides long. The record is from RefSeq and is a predicted model, not a curated record. Lineage: Eukaryota; Metazoa; Chordata; Mammalia; Carnivora; Phocidae.
AUGCUGAAGCAUCUCUAUGGGUCUGGCCUGUCCAAGACAGCGGACACAGUCUCAAGGCUUGCAGUCGCCAAGAAGAAGAAGCCAGAGUCCCUUGGUAGUUCCCGACUCCUUGCCUAUGCCACGCCACCCCUCUGUCUUUCUGUGGGGAGAGGGCUCCUGGUUUUUCUCUCUGGUGAAGUGGAUGGAGCCCCGUGGUCUGUUUGCCGCCUCCUGGAGACCAGAUGGAGAGGGCGGGGCCUUGCUCCUGGAGUAACAGACUCUGGAGGCCCAGGGCUGGGUUCUGAGGCUGACCGGGGUCUCCUGGAGCCCUCUCCUCAUGGCCCAACAGACGUAUCUGCAGGUAAAGCGCUGCCUUUUGUGUCCAUAGACACGGAACUUGUUCGACUGCUGGCAUCUGUCUGCAUGCAGGUGAAUAAAGACAAAGGCCGGCCCAGCCACCCACCGCCUCUGCCCCACUCGAAGGCCCGACAGCCCUGGAGUGUCCCAGUGCUGCCCGAUGACAAAGGCGGGCUUAAGUCCUGGUGGAGCCGAAUGUCCAAUCGGUUCCGGAAGCUCAAACUGACCCAGACCCUGCCCCGUGGGCUCUGCAGCAACCAGCCUUUGCCUUUCUGUGAUGAGCCAGAGUCAGCGCUGGACUCCACAAUGCGGGCUGCCCCCCAGGGCAAGACAGGCCGCCCGGGGCUUCAUGAGGUGGCCCCCACAAUGAAAGAGAAUGGUCCUGGGAGCAUGAGAGGAGACAAAGAAGAUGUGUUAUUGACAACCAUGCUUCGCAAUGGAGCCCCCUUCCCCAGACUCCCGAGUGACAAGCUGAAGGCAGUCAUCCCCCCUUUCUUACCCCCUUCCAGUUUUGAGCUGUGGAGCUCGGAUCAGUCCCGGACAUGUCACAGUGGGAAGGCUGAGCCCGUGAAGACCGUGCUGCCCCAGAGAGCCGGCAGGGGCGCCCCCGUGGGCGUGGCUGGUGGGAGCACAGACGCUACUCCUGUGAGGCCCGUUAAAUUUCCAUCUCUCUCCAGAAGCCCCGCCUCUCCUGCCAGUUCUGGAAACUUCAACCACUCACCUCAUUCCUCAGGCAGCUCCAGUGGGGUAGGGGGCUCAAGCAGGCACGGUGGGGAGCUGCAUAACCGCUCAGGUGGUAGCAUAGACAGUGUCCUGUCACAAAUUGCUGCCCAGAGGAAGAAAGCAGCCGGAUUAUCAGAGCAGAAGCCCAGCCACCAGUCAAGUCCCCUUGGGCCAGCACCAGGGUCCAGCUCGUCGGAACUCCCAGUCUCCCCUGCAGGCGGUGGCGGUCCCGGUGGCAAGGAAACUCAGAGCUACUAA